AUGAAGGUUUGUAGAGGAUUUCUUUACUUUGCAGUUAUGAUAGUUUGUUUAUCAGCAUUAACAGGAAUAUACUUAGGGAAACCAAAUAAAAUUGCUAGAGGUUUUGAUAGUGAUGGUAUAAAUUAAAUAAUUCAAACUACAAGCUUAUGCCUGUGGAGUUGAUCCAGGUUUAGAAGAUUAUCCAUAUGCUUAUUUUGUUAAUCCUACUCCAGAAUAUAAAUAUAGAAUUUUAUGUGUGAAACAAUGUCCAACAGUUGAUUCUUAACUUUUGGAUUGUGCUCCAAAUACAGAAAUACCUGAGUGCACUAAAUAAACUAAUGUGUUACACCCCGAAAAAAUGGUUAGUUAUUAUGAAUCAUUCAUAUAUAAAGGAAAUGUUUGUAUGCCUACAUCAUUGGAAUAUUAUGAUGGAGUUAAAGACUUUUCAUCUCCAGGUAUUAUUGGAAUGAUUAUCAAUGAUUUUAUGUAAACAUGGCAUAUAAUUGCACUUGUAAGUUGUUUUAUAAUAUUUGCUUGUUCAAUUUUAUUAGAAUAAUUAAAAGCUAACACAACUUAUGUAGUUUGGACAUUCUCUAUGUUUUCUUUAUUGAUUAUUGGGGCUAUAGGAAUUUAUUUCAUUUCAUAAUGGAAUUUUGCAAGAAAUUAUCAAACUGAAUAAGCCAUUAUUAAUAAUUUUAAAGUCAAUGAAGAAUACAUUUAUAAAAUGACUAAUUAACCUAAUCAAACUCUUAAUUUUGUUUUUGGAAUCAUUUUUGUUCUUACUUUUUUAUAUGGAAUGUAUUGGUUAUAUAAAAAUUCAGAUAGAGUGUAAGAUUUAGCUGAUAUUUUUGAAUAUGUUGAAAACUUUAUGAAAGAAAAUCCAUUUUUAUUACCUUUAAAUUAUGUAUUCUUAGGUUUCUUACUUUCAUUCAUAAUAUUAUUGUUGCUUACUUGUUUGUAAUUAAUUUAUUCUUAUUUUAGGUUUCUGGGUUCUACAUUCAAAUUGAAACAAGAUUCAAAUUUAGGUCCUUUUGAAAAAAUUGAAUUGAAUACAUUAAUUACAAUCUCUACAGGUUUAGUUUUUGUUUUUGUAAUAUGGAUAAUCCAAGUUAUUAAUGGUUCUUAUUAAUCUAUUAUCUUUUGCAAUUUUAAAAUAUGGAUUAAUAAUAUAAUUGCACGUCAAUAAUCUAAUAAUAUAGAUUCACUAGAAUUAGGUAUGUUAAUACUCUAUUGUUCUAAUGCUAUUAGAAAUCUAAAUUUAUAAAUUAUAAGUAAAAUCUCUUUUGCAUUAUUGUUUUCACCAAUAAAAUUAGUUUUAGAUUUUAUAAAAGAUACAUUUACUGACAUUUUUAAGAUUAGGUGUAACCCUUUCAAAUUUUUAUCAAGUAAUCUUUCUAACAAUAUUAAUAAGCUCUUGAAGAAGUUCUUUAUUAUGAAGUUGAUUUAAAUUAAGAUAAUAUAAGUCCUGCCAUUUUAAAGGUUAAAGAGCAUUUAUAAAUUAAUGAAGAUGGAGCAGCUUUAAAUACAUUUGAAAUUAUUAGAAACAUUAAUGAUUUCUUUUUAUUGAUAGUAAAAGUCUUUGCUUGUCUUAUUUGUGUAACACUCUUUUUAAUAAUUCUAUCUAUUAUCAACUUUGUUAAAUAAGAGAUUCCUUUACUUUAAUAAACUCUCUAGAUUAAUUUAUAUUAACCUUUAAUCCCUGCUUUCAUUGUUGGUCUUAUUGGGUAUUUUUUAUAUUUUAAUAUUUUAGAUACUAAAUUGCUUAAAUUUAUUUCUGUUAAUAUACAACAGUACAAUGUUUUGGAUAUGCUUAUAUUUCUGCUUGUACUUAAGUCUAGACCGAAUUUCAAUAACAUGUUCAAAAUUAUCAAGGACAACCAAAUCAAUAAUUUUAAGAUUAUUUAUAAUCUAGUAAUUAAGCUCUUUUCAGACAUUAAAGAUUGAAGAUAAAGUUUCCUGUAUUUAAAAAAUAUUAUCUUUUAGGAAUUAAAAGAAAUGAUAGAAAGAACUCUCCCAAAAUUGGAAGAACUCCUCAGAUAAUAGAAUAAUUGA
Messenger RNA from Paramecium sonneborni, 2031 nucleotides. Lineage: Eukaryota; Ciliophora; Oligohymenophorea; Peniculida; Parameciidae. The record is from the annotation of a GenBank genome assembly.